Cynocephalus volans (Philippine flying lemur) is the source of this 1353-nucleotide messenger RNA. RefSeq names its product arsenite methyltransferase (gene AS3MT). Bases 99 to 1226 code for a protein of 375 amino acids. Gene Ontology annotation, cellular component: cytosol. NCBI's taxonomy places the organism in Eukaryota, Metazoa, Chordata, Mammalia, Dermoptera, Cynocephalidae. Gene Ontology annotation, biological process: toxin metabolic process; arsonoacetate metabolic process. Gene Ontology annotation, molecular function: arsenite methyltransferase activity. The transcript has 11 exons. The record is from RefSeq and is a predicted model, not a curated record.
GUCCGAAGGAUCAGGCACCCCUGCCCCGGGUCGAGGCCUCGGGCGCUCUCGAGCUCCGGAGCAGGCCGCAGAAGACCCAAGUGCUGGAGUCCGAGGCCAUGGCCGCCCCGCUCGACGUGGAGAUCUGGAAGGAUGUGCAGAUCUACUACGGACAGGUGCUGAAGAAAUCAGCGGACCUCCAGACCAAUGCCUGUGUCACCGCAGCCAGGCCAGUCCCCAAGCACAUCCAGGAGGCCCUGCGGAAUGUACACGAAGAAGUAGCCUUGAGGUAUUAUGGCUGUGGUCUGGUCAUCCCUGAGUGUCUAGAAAACUGCUGGAUUUUGGAUCUGGGUUGUGGAAGUGGCAGAGAUUGCUAUGCACUUAGUCAGCUGGUUGGUGAGAAUGGACAUGUCACUGGAAUAGAUAUGACUGAAGACCAGGUGGAAGUGGCUAAAAAGUAUCUUGACUAUCAUAUGGAAAAAUAUGGCUUCCAGGCAUCCAAUGUGAAUUUUAUUCAUGGCUACAUUGAGAAGUUGGGAGAGGCAGGACUCAAGAAUGAGAGUUAUGAUAUUGUUGUAUCGAAUUGUGUUAUUAACCUAGUGCCUGAUAAACAACAAGUGCUGCAGGAAGUAUAUCGAGUGCUGAAGCAUGGUGGGGAGCUAUAUUUCAGUGACGUCUAUGCUAGCCUUGAAUUGCCAGAAGAAAUCAGGACAAACAAAAUUUUAUGGGGUGAAUGUCUGGGUGGUGCUUUGUACUGGAAGGAUCUUGCCAUCCUUGCCCAAAAAAUUGGGUUCUGUCUUCCACGUUUGGUCACUGCCAAUCUCAUUACAAUUCAAAACAAGGAACUAGAAAGAAUUAUUGGUGACUGUCAUUUUGUUUCUGCAACUUUUCGUCUCUUCAAACACCGUAAGACAGGACCAGCCAAAAGAUGCCAAGUUAUUUACAAUGGGGGAAUCACAGGACAUGAAAAAGAACUAAUAUUUGAUACAAAUUUCACAUUUAAGAAAGGUGAAGCUGUUGAAGUGGAUGAAGAAACAGCAGCUAUCCUAAAGAAUUCACGAUUUGCCCAAGACUUUCUGAUCAGACCAGCUGGAGAGAAGUUGCCAACAUCUGGAGGCUGUUCUACUUUAGAAUCAAAGGAUAUAAUCACAGAUCCAUUUCAGCUUGCAGAAGAGUCUGAAAAUAUGAAGUCCAGAUGUGCCCCUGAUGUUGCUGGCAGGUGCUGUGGCACCAAGGAAAGCUGCUAAAUCUACAGCUGACUAGAUCACAGUAGUGGACAGAGGCUAAAGAAUGAUUUGCAUACAUUUUUUAAUCUGCUCUUCUCCAUAGCACAGACCAUAAGAAAAACUAAAUGGCAAAAAGGCACCAAAUUCU